Molecule: messenger RNA, 2808 nt
Organism: Zophobas morio
Lineage: Eukaryota; Metazoa; Arthropoda; Insecta; Coleoptera; Tenebrionidae
Gene: Serpin5
Exons: 14
Coding region: 159-2693 (844 amino acids)
Molecular function (GO): serine-type endopeptidase inhibitor activity
Source: RefSeq, a predicted model, not a curated record
UCCGGUUUGCAAUUAUCUGCGUGUUGAAAAAAAAUUAGUUUCUAUUUUAACUUCAGUAGGAAUACCCACUAUCUCAAAUCCAAACAAAUAUCAACAAUCUUAAGACAGGGUCAGCUCAUCUCACAACGUUCCUGCAACAACUGUGAUUUACUUCAGAAAUGUUUCUAUAUUUCUUCAUCGGAGUACUAUGUGUAUCUUCACUUUCUGCUGAUUCUUUAUCCAGCGAAGAAGCAGAUGCUUAUUUUCCUGCCGUUGAAUGGUCAGAUACUUUCGACUGGAAACUUCUUAAGGCAUAUUCCACACCCAACAACCGAAAUGUCUUGAUAUCGCCUAUAGGUCUAAAACUCGUCUUAGCUCUUUUGUACGAAGGCUCUGGGGGUCUUACUGAGAAAGAGUUUCAAAAUGUUUUACAAUUCCCUAUUGACAAAAAAAACAUACGAGACAAUUUCGAAAGGGUGCUGAGCGCACUACAGCCAAGCGAACGCAGCCAAUAUAUUUUAAACUUAGGUACGCGAAUAUUCUUAGAUUCUCGAGUAGAACCGAAGCAGAACUUCGCUGCGAAAGCUUUACAUAGCUACCGAACUGACAUAGAACACACUAAUUACUCUCAACCACUUGAAGCUAGUCGAACUAUCAAUUCUUGGAUUGAAAAAUUGACGAAUGGAAAAGUUUCGCAUAUGAUAUCGCCAGGUGAUCUCCAAGAUGCAAUUAUGAUCCUGGCCAACGCCAUUUAUUUCAAGGGUACUUGGCGACAUCAGUUUCCAAAAGAGAAUACCACUCCUGGUGGUUUCUACGUUUCACCCACUGAAAUAGUAGAAGCUUCAUACAUGAAAACGACUGACACCUUUUACUAUUUUGAAUCUAAUGAACUUGAUGCCAAACUUCUAAGAUUGCCAUACAAGGGACAAAACUACGCGUUCUUUAUUGUAUUACCCAACUCAAAAGCAGGUCUUCCAGAUUUGAUCAAAAAAAUAAAUUUACAUGUUCUAAAGAAACAGCUGUAUUUAAUGGACAAAGUGCCGGUGAGGGUAUGUUUGCCAAAAUUCAAAUUCAACUUCCAAGCCAGAUUUAUGAAAACGUUGCAAGAUUUCGGUUUGAAACAAAUGUUCCAAAAUACUGCUAGUUUUCCAGGCAUAGCACGCGGUCUUCCUCAUAUGCUUCGAAUGCUUGUGGUUUCUGAUAUCGUUCAGAAAACGGGAAUUGAACUCGAUGAAGAAGGCAGUGUGGUGUAUGCUGCAACAGAAGUACAAGUAGGAAACAAAUUUGGGGAAGUCGACUAUGUUUUUAAUGCUACGCACCCCUUUAUGUUCUUUUUGGAGGAACAAACCACCGGCACCAUCUUGUUUGUGGGUAAAGUGGAAAAUCCUUUAGACUCCAAUGCUAUGCCUUUACCGUCACGUUUUGGUACCAAUCAAGCCGUUCAACCGUACCCGUUAUCCACUGCUCCAAAUCUACAACCCGAAAAUCCUGAAAGAGAUGCAAUAAUGAGACGGUUCAAUUAUUUCGACUUGGAACUAAUAAAAGAAUUUAGUGAAUUUCCUGGAAACGUAUUCAUAUCUCCUGCUAGUAUCAAAACCACGUUAGCCUUAAUUUUAGAAGGGGCCAAAGGCAAAAGCGCUGCAGAAAUUGGAAAUGCGUUAAGGAUAAACAACAUCGAUCAAAGAGAGAUACGUGAAAUUUUAGAAAGACUGCUUUUCGACUUAAGUGACAACACUACUAGUACUGUUUUGGAGUCUGCUAACUCCAUUUUCAUUUCGGAUAAGUACGAAGUACUCUCCGAGUAUGAGAAAAAGGUGAAAAGAUACUAUAAGGCAGAUCUCACGAAGGUAGAUUUUACAAAUACGAACCUAGCAGCUAAAACUAUCAAUUCUUGGGCUUCGAGGGCAACUCAUGGGUUGAUAAAUAAUAUAUUAGGAAGCAGUCUUUACCCUGAAACUGCGAUGGUGUUAGCCAACGCUUUGUACUUCAAGGGAAAAUGGCGUACCGAAUUCGAUCCAAACAGUACCAAAGACCAAUGUUUCAAUUCUCCAACACGACAAUGCGUAAAUGUCUCCAUGAUGCAACUUAGCCACUCUUUCAAUUACAAUUUUAACAUCGAUCUUAACGCACAUGCCAUAGAACUUCCUUACGAGGACGACAAAUACGCUAUGCUAAUCUUGCUGCCAACUAAUGGAAACAAUGUAAGAACUUUGGGAAAAGACAUGCAACAUGCUCAGCUCCAUAUGGUGAUCGAUGCACUUAAACCGACUGAAUUAAUCCUAGAAAUUCCUAAAUUCGAAAUCGACUAUCAAAUCGAUUUAGUUGAAUUCUUAAAACCUCUCAAAAUCCAAGAAGUUUUCUCAUCUCAAGCGAAUUUGAGUGGAAUAACUGGUACAAACAAUCUCAAGAUCAAUAACGUCAUCCAUAAAACGAAAAUAGAAGUAAAUGAGCUGGGUACCAAAGCUGCUGCGGUUACUACUGCUGUUGUUGUACCUUUAAUUGGUUCAACAGCACAGAAGAUAACAGCAGAUCAACCAUUCCUCUUCUUUAUUUACCAUAAAGAAUCGAGAAAUAUUAUCUUCCAAGGGCUCUAUUCAGAACCACCUCAAGUUUCACCACCUGUAAAUAAUGUGCAGCGUGUUGCCCAAAAUUAUGAAGGGCCAAGAACAUACCCAAAUUACGGGUCGCAAAGGGCUAAUGUUCGCUACCAAUAAACAAAAGACUUAAGCAAGUACCUAUCACUUUGGCGAGAUUUGAAGAUUUUAAUGUUUGCGAACUAUGAAAUAAAUUUUUAUGUUUUUAUUUUUAAUACAUAAUUCCUGUGUAGAA